AUGAUAACAAACUUAUUUUCUAUUUUUGACCCCUCUACUAAUUUAUUUAAUCUAUCUUUAAACUGAUUAAGAACUUUCUUAGGUUUAUUAUUUAUUCCUUUUUCCUUUUGAUUAAUUCCUAAUCGUCAUUUUAUUUUUUGAAAAUUUAUUCUAAAUAAACUUCAUAAUGAAUUUAAAACUCUCUUAGGGAAUAAUAAAUAUUCUAGAUCAAUAACUUUUAUUUUUAUUUCUAUAUUUUCAUUUGUAUUAUUUAAUAAUUUUUUAGGAUUAUUUCCUUAUAUUUUUACUAGUACUAGCCACCUUACUCUUUCUUUAUCAUUAUCUUUACCCUUAUGAUUAAGUUUUAUGAUAUAUGGAUGAAUUAAUAAUACCCAACAUAUAUUUAUACAUAUAAUCCCUCAAGGAACUCCAGGUAUUUUAAUACCCUUUAUGGUUUUAAUUGAAACUAUUAGAAAUAUUAUUCGACCUGGAACUUUAGCUGUUCGAUUAACAGCAAAUAUAAUUGCUGGACAUCUUUUAAUAACCUUAUUAAGAGGAACAGGAUCUAUUUUACCUACUAUUCUAAUUCCUUUAUUAAUUAUUAUUCAAAUUCUACUUUUAAUUUUAGAAUCAGCCGUAGCAGUCAUUCAAUCUUACGUUAUUGCUAUUUUAAGAACUUUAUAUUCUAGAGAAGUAAAUUAA
Molecule: messenger RNA, 681 nt
Organism: Amyelois transitella
Lineage: Eukaryota; Metazoa; Arthropoda; Insecta; Lepidoptera; Pyralidae
Source: the annotation of a RefSeq genome assembly